Telopea speciosissima is the source of this 1713-nucleotide messenger RNA. RefSeq names its product U-box domain-containing protein 13-like. Gene Ontology annotation, molecular function: ubiquitin-protein transferase activity; protein binding. Gene Ontology annotation, biological process: protein ubiquitination; cell surface receptor signaling pathway. Bases 19 to 1713 code for a protein of 564 amino acids. The record is from RefSeq and is a predicted model, not a curated record. Lineage: Eukaryota; Viridiplantae; Streptophyta; Magnoliopsida; Proteales; Proteaceae. The transcript is spliced from 4 exons. Gene Ontology annotation, cellular component: cytoplasm; nucleus.
AAAAUCUCAGCUCAAGCCAUGGAAGAAGAGAAAGGAGUGGUGAUCCAGAAGUUGAUUGACAUAAUUAAUGAGAUAUCUGCAUUCUCCGACUACAGAUGUUCCCUCAAGAAGCAGUUUUGCAACCUAGCAAAUCGAUUGAGGCUCUUAUUGCCCAUGUUCGUAGAAUUCAGGGACAACAAAGACUCCAUCCAUGAUGACACUAUGAUUUCCCUCUCGAAUUUGAAAGAGGCUCUGGAAUCAACUAAGGAGCUCCUCCGAUUGGGCAGUCAAGGGAGCAAAAUUUAUUUGGUCCUGGAAAGGGAGCAAAUAAUGAACCAAUUUCAGGUAGUGACAGCUUGGCUGGAGCAAGCUCUGAGCGGAAUUUCCUAUGACAAACUCGAGAUAUCAGAUGAAGUUGAGGAGCAGGUUGAGCUUGUGCUAGCUCAGUUUAGAAGAGCCAAACAACGAAGGGUUGAUGCACCUGAUGUUGAGCUUUAUGAAGAUUUGUUAUCUGUUUACAUCAAAAGCAGUGAUGCAGACGUUGAUCCCGCUGUGCUUUGGAGGUUAGCUGAAAAGUUAGAGUUGAUGGGCAUAAAUGACCUCAGACAAGAGUCUCUGGCUCUACAAGAGAUGGUUGUCUCCAAUGCUGGGCAUCCUGGGGAGAGCAUAGAAAAGAUGUCAAUCCUACUCGAGAAAAUUACAGAUUUUGUGCUGACUGAAAACCCUGACACGGGAGCUCUUGAAAGUGAAAAGUGUACUUCAAGUGGCAAUACACAGACUUCGGCUUUUGGGAAUCCAAAUUCUCUGGUCAUACCAGAAGCUUUCCGCUGUCCGAUAUCCAAUGAGUUGAUGGAAGAUCCAGUUUUUGUAUCCACAGGACAGAUCUAUGAGAGAUCAUGCAUUGAGAAAUGGCUUGCAGCGGGGCAUCUCACGUGUCCAAAGACAAAACAGAAACUUUCCAGUGCUGCCUUGAAACCCAACUAUGUGUUGCGUAACCGCAUAGCUCAGUGGCGCAAGGCCAAUGGGAUAGAACCACGUUUCAAGAUUGAUUUUCUCUUUCGCAAACUGACUUCUGGCAACCUUGAGGACCAGCGAUCAGCUGCAGGUGAGCUGUGCCUUGUUGCCAAGCGCAAUGCUUCCAACAUUGUAUGCAUUGCCAAGGCCGGUGUCAUUCACCAACUUGUUGGCCUCAUCGUCACUUCUGACCCACAAACUCAGGAAAAUGCUCUCACUGUCCUCCUGAACCUUUCCAAAUUCAAGCAUAACAGAGAAAGCAUCAUAUCUUCUGGGGCUGCCCCUGCUAUUGUACAUAUGCUCCAGAAUGGGAGUAUGGAGGCAAGGGAAAAUGCAGUAGCCAUACUAUGCAGUCUCUCUAUGGUGGAUGAAUACAAGUUGACAAUUGGUGCAUCAGGGGCAAUACCAGCACUUGUGACACUGCUUAGUGAAGGUAGCCAUAGGUUAAAGACGGAUGCGUCAACAACCCUCCUCUUCCUGUUGUGCAAUUUAGAAGAGAACGGGGCAAGGGCAGUGCAGGCUGGAGUAGUGCCCACACUGAUGAGAAUGCUGACCGAUCCUGGAGUUGGAUUGGAAACUAGAGCAUCAUCCAUACUAGUUUCACUCGCAGGCUACCCCGAGGGAAAGGCAGCAAUAGAAGCCGCAGAGGUUGUAGGCGUCAAGGUUGAGGUGUUAAGGAGUGGUCAGUCAAUUGUAAUUACAAGGUCCAACACAAAAUAG